AUGGUGAAGAUGUGGAGGAUCUUUCGGGAGUCUGGACCACCCCCAGAAAUUCCGGAGCAUUUGUACACCAUGGAAAUCUUUCAUGGUGGGUAUUUUGACAAGCAAUUGGAUGGGACAAAGAAGUAUAAAGUGGCAAGGGAGAAGCCCAUCUCAUACCAUUUCAAGCUGCCUCGGACAUCAAGCAAUGAAGGGUUUAUUCCAAUCAAGAAUGAUGCAGAUGCUAUAGAAAUGGUGAAGCUCAUUCCUCUGAAUAAAAGGCAGAUUUCAGUGUACAUAACUGGAGGUGGUCCUAGGCAGAAGAGAGAGGCUGAGUUGGAUGAUCUGAAGCCCGAUGAUCCUGAUUGGGAAAAUCCACUCAAUAAGUGCACAACAACAGAGAAAGAAAAAAUGUUUGAAGCAGCCAACUUGCUUGGUAGUCAGUUAAAUAGAUCACCUUCUAGAGCUACUGUGGGGACCAGUGUUCCCGAGAUAAUUGAUCUUGAAGAUGAGGGUGGUUCAUAUGGUAAUGAGGGUGAAACAAGGGUGGGUGAGGGCUUAAAUGUGGGAAGAGAAAAAGGUGGACUAAAUGUUGGGGUUAGACCAAGUCAAAGCACAUUUGCAGGUCUUUCUGAUAUUCUGCCAGAUGUGUUGGGGUCCCAAGCAAGUAUAGGGCAGGAGGGACACAGGAGGAAAAGUGGUGGAACUGAGGGGCAUAAGGGUAACUUAGGAAAGGCCACUACUAAACCUAAAAGGGUGAAGCAUUGUAUCAAAAGGAGUUGGCCUGCCUCUGCCACAGCUGCUUUAAACAAAAAGCUUGAGGAUAUAGAAAGGCGAGAAAGAGAGGCUGCUGAGAAGGCUGAAAAAGAAGGUUGGGAGAAGGCUGAAAGAGAGGCAGCUGAGUUAAGAGAAAGGCAAGCUACUGUUGAGGAACAAGAGGAGGCUCAAAGAUUGAGAGAAAGGGACGUUGCCGAGCAAUUGGCUAGGGAGGAGGCAGAGAAGAGAGAACAAGAGGCUGCAGAGAAAAGGGCAAGGGAUGUUGUUGCUGUUAGGGAGAAAUUGGCAGAAGAGUUGAGGGAGAGAUUACAACAGUCACAGCAAAGCAAGAAAGGGAAAAGCAAGGAGGCUGUUGUAUCUGAUAAGGGAAAAAAACCAGUUCAGGCUGCAAAGGUUAACAAGAGCACGAAGAAACCAAAAGAUCCAAGGUAUAACACAAGAAGGAAAGGGAGCUGGAACAAUGCAAGAACAGAGGAAAGGGUAGUUAAGGAUGAUGAGACGAAUUCAGGAUCUGAUUUCUAUGUUGAUUCAGAUUAUGAUUUGGAGCAUGAUGAGUUUGAUGAUGCAGACUUUGAAGAAAAUGUCACACAGCCAAGGGUUGUUGAGGAAUUUGAUGACAUGGGGUAUGGAGGCUACUGUUCAGAUGACCAUGGAGAUUCUGAUGAUCUUGAGAGUAUAGAGGGCAGUGAAACAGAGGAAGAUGAGGAUGGGAAUUCACUUCCAAACAAGAUUAACAAGGGAGUGAAGAUCAGACCUUGGAUCAGGUCUGUGGAUUUGAGAAAUCCCAAAUUCAGGUUGGGGUUAACUUUUCCAAACUCAGAGCAACUUAAGGAGGCUGUUAGGGAGUGUGCAAUCAGAAACCAAUUGGGUUUGUGGUUUGAGAAUAAUUCAAAGCAUAAAAUUGAGGUCAACUGCCAAUGGGACUGCCCAUUCAGAUUGUAUGCAAGUACUUCAAAGGGUGAGGGUCCAACCUUGAUCAUCAGGACCUUAAACAACAAGCAUACAUGUUCUCCUGUGGAAAUAAGCCACUUCUUGAAUUACAACAGAAUAGCCCAAGAGGUACAAGCCGAUCUGUUGGUGGAUGAGAACUGGUCAAGGGUUGGGAUCCACAAUCAUAUAGAGAAGAAAUACAAGCUGGAUGUGGGUGUUCAAACCAUAACAAGAGCAAAGAGAAAAGCAAAAAGAAUGAAUGAAAGCCACUACAUAGAUCAGUACAACAACCUUGCUGCUUACAGGAAGAAAUUAUUGAGAAGUAAUCUGGGUUCAACUGUGGAUAUCAAGACUUGUAUAGAUGGUGACAUAAGGAGAUUUCAUAGGAUGUACAUUUGUUUUGCAGCAUGUAAGAAUGGGUGGAUGAAUGGCUGCAGGCCUAUAAUUGGUUUGGAUGGGUGUCACAUAAAAGGGCACCAUCCUGGACAGCUAUUGGCAGCAGUUGGCAUAGAUGCAAACAAUAGGAUGUUCCCAAUUGCAUAUGCCAUUGCUGAGGCUGAGAACCAAGAAACAUGGACCUGGUUUCUUUACCUACUGAAAUGCGAUCUGAAGAUAGAAAGGGAUAGCAGCUACACAUUCAUCACAGAUAAGCAAAAAGGGCUGGGAAAUGCAAUUUCAGGUUGGUUUCCAAAUGCUGAACACAGACACUGUGUUAGGCAUCUGUAUAACAAUUUCAAGGCCAAGCAUCCGGGAGAGGGGCUAAAACAAUUGGUUUGGAAUGCAGCAAGAUCAAGCACUGUGGUGUGGUUCAACAAGCAUAUGGCUGAUCUGAGGGAGCUAAGUGAGGGAGCUUGGUCUUGGUUUCAGGACAAGAAUCCAGCACAAUGGUCUAGGGCUUACUUCAAAGAUGAGUCUAGGUGUGACCUACUGCUCAACAACCUCUGCGAGUCUUUCAAUGCAGCCAUUCUGCCAGCUAGAGAUAAGCCUAUCCUAACAAUGUUAGAAAAGAUUAGAAUGGAUAUGAUGGUGAGGCAAUCAAAUAGAAGAGUGGCUUGUGAAAGGUGGAAGGAUUUGGUUGGACCAAGAACCAAGAAGAUCAUUGACAAGAUUGGUUAGAGAGCAACUGAAUACAGAGCACAUAAAGCUGGGGAGUUCAUAUUCCAGAUCACUGGCUAUGGAGAGCAUGGCAGCAAGCAUGCUGUAGAUCUGGGCCUCCAUACUUGCACCUGUAAGAGGUGGCAGCUAAGUGGGAUACCCUGUGUUCAUGCCGUCUGUGCAUUAAGGUACAAGAAACAGGAAGUUGCAUUAUAUUGUGAUGACUAUCUUAUGCCCUCAACCUAUAUGGAGGCCUACAACCUCAUAAUAUACCUAUUGCUGGCCAAGAGGAUUGGGAACCUGUUGAUUACCCCAUUGCACCUCCACUUUUCAAGCAGCAACCUGGUCGUCCUAAGAUGAAAAGGGUGAAGGAACCAGGAGAGAGGAAUCAGACCACAGCCCCACCUGCACCUAAAGAGGGGAAGUUGCCUAAGACUUGUAUAAAAGUGUCUUGUAGAGUAUGUGGCCAGCAAGGACACAACAAGUUAGGUUGUCCAAUCACAAAGGUAGCUAAGGCAGCAGCAACUGUAAGUCCUUAAUAAUGAGGUUUUUUAUGGAGCAAACUUCCAUUUACUUUGUGUAUGUGCACUAACAGUUUCUUGUAAAUUUCAACAGGGAGAAGGUUCAUCUAAUGGAGCAAAUCCUAGUAACCAUAGUUAGUUAAUACGCGUAUUAAACGCGUAUAAAACUUCAAUACGGGUAUAAUUGAAAAAAACUUCAGUACGGCGUAUUGAAAUUGUAGACUCGGGUUUUUUCGCAUAUUAUUGAGUUCGACCUUUUAAAACACGUUUUAUACACGUAUACGUUUUAUACGGAGUAAAAAUACUUGGAAUUUGAAAAAAAAAUUAAAGCGCUAGUUAAUUAAAACGCGUAUAAAACUUCAGUAUGCGUAUAAUUAAAGAAAAACUUCUGUAUAGCGUAUUGUAAUUCAAGCGCCUGAUUAUAUUUUACUUGGGUGCCAUAUCCUUUUUUUCAUGUUUUAUCACAUAUCAUAAAUGAUAUAAAAUAAAGCAAGAGUUUAGAGUAGAUUAUUAGUUAUUUUCUUACAAAAAUAGUGUUUUAUAUAUCCGUAUUUUUGAACCCGUUUUUUCUACUACUUGCCGAAUUAUACACGUAUAAUUCAAACUUAUAAAUUUGCCGUAUCGCGUUUUUUUGACCGAAUAUUUGACUGUAUCGUUAGACUAGGUAAACCGAAUAAUACACGUACGUUUCUUUACCGAAUUAUACGCGUCCCGUUUUUUACUAACUAGCCUAGUAACAAAAGGAAGAGAACCAACAACAAGGUAUGACACAAGUUGAACUGAUUAUGCUUUGUAGAAUUUUAAAUUGCAGCAUGUAUGUGUGCUUUAUUGAACUUGAGAUUAUGUUCUUGAACUUGUAAUUUCACUUCCCAAGAUGCUUUACUUGUUUCUGCAUUUUCUGAUAUUGAAAUGGCAUUUUUGGUGAUUGUCCUAUUUCUUUGUCUUUGAUUUUUGGUAGCUCAAGAGAGCAUCUUUUCCAAAGGGGUGUUCUAACUUAAAGGACCAAAUCAUAAGGUCAAGAAAGACUUGGAAGAAGAUGAAGGAAACUGCUGGUGGUACUUCUACUGUCAAUACAAGUGCCUCAGCUUCACAAAGUGUGCAGCAACCUCCUACUCAAAGUAGUCAAAAUCCUGCUGCAAGAGGUGCACAUAAGAAGUCAUCCCAGCCUAUGCAACAAAGUCAAGCUUCCUCUGAAUGGGCAGGACUUUGAACUUCUUUACAUUGCUGAUUUUUGGAGUAUUUUGGUUGCAGCACUGUCAACUCUUUUGUUUCAGUUUUAGUUGAGGUUGCAUAUUAAGUGCUGCUGGACAAAUUAUGCAUCAUGGAACAUUUUUA
Rosa rugosa (rugosa rose) is the source of this 4634-nucleotide messenger RNA. RefSeq lists its product as uncharacterized. The record is from RefSeq and is a predicted model, not a curated record. The transcript has 4 exons. NCBI's taxonomy places the organism in Eukaryota, Viridiplantae, Streptophyta, Magnoliopsida, Rosales, Rosaceae. Bases 1 to 2799 code for a protein of 932 amino acids.